AAUCAUUUGUAACCUCUCUUAACCAGCCUCUAAUGGCUGCUUCUCUUUCCUUUGUCCAAAACUCAACAUUAAUAUUAUUAUUGCUUCAAAUGCAAAGAGCUGGAUGGCCUUUUGGAGCCUUUCAUCUUCUCUUCCUCUCCUUGGCCUCCUGUCUCUCUUGCUUUUCCAUCAAACCUCCUUGACCACUACAACUACAGACGUUCACGUUCAUCUUAACAUUCUACCUGAUGUGCCAGAUGGACGGGUUGGGUCAAAUUAUUCUGUGUUCCGUGAGGCCCAUGCGUUCCGCAAUGGGGAGACCUGCGGAAAUUUGGACGUGGACCGGAUUCAUGUGGCCAUGACACUUGAUGCUAAUUAUUUGAGAGGUACUAUGGCUGCAGUGUUCUCAAUUCUCCAACAUUCAACAUGUCCUGAAAAUGUUGUGUUUCAUUUCCUAUGGGUAAGACAUGAACCUGAGGUCUACUCAAGCAUUAAGUCAACAUUUCCCUACCUCGACUUUAAGGUGUACCAGUUUGAUGUCCACAGGGUCCGUGGUCUAAUUUCCAAGUCUAUACGUCAAGCUUUAGACCAACCCUUGAAUUACGCGAGAACUUAUUUGGCUAAUUUGAUUCCCAAUGAGGUGAAACGCGUAAUUUAUCUUGACUCUGACCUUGUCGUGGUUGAUGACAUUGCGAAAUUAUGGAAGGUUGAUUUAGGUGACAAGGUUUUGGCUGCACCAGAAUAUUGUCAAGCCAAUUUCACCGUUUACUUCACUGAAGAGUUCUGGUCCGAUCCAUACAUGCCAAGAACAUUUGAGGGGCGAAAACCGUGCUAUUUUAACACGGGAGUGUUGGUAAUGGAUGUGGAUAAAUGGAGACAUGGAAAUUAUACAAAGGAAGUUGAGGAUUGGAUGGUUGUGCAGAAGCAAAAAAAGAUAUAUCAAUUGGGUUCUAUGCCCCCAUUCUUGCUUGUUUUGGCCGGAAAUAUAAUGCCAAUUGAUCAUAGAUGGAAUCAACAUGGAUUAGGUGGUGAUAAUGUUGAAGGUAAAUGCAGGGGAUUGCAUCCCGGACCUGUUAGUCUUCUCCAUUGGAGUGGCAAAGGCAAGCCAUGGUUGAGAUUAGAUUCAAGAAAACCAUGUACUGUCGAUCACCUAUGGGCUCCCUACGAUCUUUAUUACACCUCUAGACAUUCAUUCGAGGACUAACUUGUCACAGAGACGGACCCGUGCUGAAAAAUAUAUUCACACAAAAGGUUUAAGGGAAGCAUGUUUUGCAUUAGGAAGAGAAGCAAGCAUCAGAAGAAAUGAAAAAAAAAAAAGUUAAAAGUAACAAAAAAUUAAAUAAAUUUUUGUUAGCUUCUAGCACAUGAUCAAAUUAUGUUUGGCUUAUAUGUAUUCAAGAAAAGAUGGCUAGAAACCAAGAAUCACAGUGGUGUGGGAGCAUUGCAUGACAUUUUCCCAGUUGCAAUAUUAUAUUUUGAUUCCUCUUAAUUAUAUACUAUACAGUAUAGUUUAUGAAAUGGAGAUUAUCUCCACAAUGGUCAUCUAAAUCAGAUUA
Capsicum annuum is the source of this 1535-nucleotide messenger RNA. RefSeq names its product probable galacturonosyltransferase-like 4. Gene Ontology annotation, cellular component: Golgi apparatus. The record is from RefSeq and is a predicted model, not a curated record. Lineage: Eukaryota; Viridiplantae; Streptophyta; Magnoliopsida; Solanales; Solanaceae. The transcript has a single exon. Gene Ontology annotation, molecular function: glycosyltransferase activity. The coding region runs from base 104 to 1183 and encodes 359 amino acids.